AUGACACCCGCCCCGAGCGACAGCGACGAGCAACAUGGCUCACCCGGGGCCACUGCACCGGUCCUCGUGGUCGUAUCUGGCGUCCCCGGGGACUCCAUGACCAAGGCAGUCACCAUCAUCACUUCAUGCGGCAACGACGCCGUCUCGCCGCUUGAACGCGGCGACGGGGCCACGACAGUCCUCCCGCCGCCAACGACGAGUACGAGCGCUGGCGCGGCAAUCACUCGCUCCCUGCUGCUGUUCAUGGGUUUCAUGUUCAGGCGACCGAGCAAGCUCUUCCGCCCUAAUCGAUUGGACACUUGGGCUGGGCUGCGACAGCUCGCCGAGAGCGCCGACCAGAACCUAUCGCCAUCGUUUGUGAGGUCCAUCUUCAAGCUCAAGGGCGGCCCCAUCGUCGUCGCCGCUUCCCUCCUCCCCCCACUCCUCGUGAACACGACCCUCGGCUUCCUCCUCUUCUCCUCGCACUCCCUGCUGUCGCUCUGGCUUGCCCGCCUCCCUUACUUCCAUCGGCGGGUAGCCGACCCGGUUUCUGAGGAACAUCAGGACCUGCUGGACGAGCUCAUCCAGCGCGACUUUCUCGGUGGCCUGGACGGCGACUAUGGCGUGGCCACUGGCGACGCCAUUGUCGAGGAGGAGGUGACGUUUGAGACCAUCAUCCGUGGCCCGCGUACCAUCCCCGCGCAUCCGACGCUGUUGAGCGCGAUCGCGGGCGCUGGUGCAGGUGUGAUACAGGGCAUGGCGUUUACCCCGAUCGAGAACAUUGUCAAGUUCUUCCAGCAGUCGGCCGCGUCUGUCACCGCCAUCAUUGCCCGGUUCCUGCGCCUCCCAACACCAAAGCUAACGACUGCGCUCACCCAAUCUCUGGGACCUGGUCCACCGCCUGCGUCACCGCUGGAAGCGCUCCGCAACCUGUUCGCCGGCUCGUCGUGGCACAAGAGCCAGUCGUGGUGGAGCGGCUGGCGCUGGGCCGUUGGGCGUGAUGCGUAA
Messenger RNA from Apiotrichum porosum, 987 nucleotides. RefSeq lists its product as uncharacterized. The record is from RefSeq and is a predicted model, not a curated record. Lineage: Eukaryota; Fungi; Basidiomycota; Tremellomycetes; Trichosporonales; Trichosporonaceae. The transcript is spliced from 5 exons. The coding region runs from base 1 to 987 and encodes 328 amino acids.